Molecule: messenger RNA, 149 nt
Organism: Funneliformis caledonium
Lineage: Eukaryota; Fungi; Glomeromycota; Glomeromycetes; Glomerales; Glomeraceae
Source: the annotation of a GenBank genome assembly
GUGAUGAAGCUGAAGUAGGAGAAAGAGACUUAUGCAAAUUAUUUAGUAGAACCAAUCGAUAUUCUGUAAAAAUUGUCCAAAGAAUUUUAUAUUGGAUUACAAGUUCUCCGGAAAUUAGUAAGACUCCGAGGAUUGUGGAUGACUAUUGA